CACUAAUGUCUAUUUUAAAUACAGUAUCUCAUCUGAAAUUCGUAUGGAGUUAGUAUACGAGAUUUAUGAAGUUAUAUUUAGAAUGAAACUAACUCAAAAAGAGAUUAGGUUUAUGUGGAUACCAGCUCAUAAAGAUAUAGCAGGAAAUGAAAUGGUAGAUCAUUUAGCUAAGGUGUCCUUAAAACAAAGUAGAAUUAUGGAGAUAAAGUAUUGUAAGUCUGAAAUAAAUUCAAUUAUUAAGAGCAAAAUUAAAUCUGAAUGGCAACAAUUGUGGGAAGAAGGAACUAAAGGUCAUCAUUUAUUUCAUAUACAAAAGAAUGUAGGGAAUAUGGAAAUAAUAGGAGAAAAUCGAAAAGAGCAAGUAGUAAUGAAAAGAUUGUGCCUUGGACAUACUGGAUUAAAUAAAACUUUACAUUUGAUUGGUAAAAAUCCAACAGGUAGAUGUGAGUGUGGUAUGGAUAUGGAAACAGUAGAACAUGUAAUAAUUAAUUGUGGAAAAUAUACAGCAAGUAGAGAGAAGCUAAAACAAUAAAUUAGGAAAUAUGAUAUAGAGAAAUUUAAACUUAAUAAGAUAUUAAUUAAACACAAAAUAAAUAAAGCGGUUAUUACAAUUUAGAUUGGGGGAGAUGCUGUCGUACACACUCCAGCCAGUAGAUGGCGAUAAUACAUAUUAACGUUAGAUGUCACCCGCCGCUAAAAAUCACAAGCAAGAAGAAGAAGGACCUUUCUGCUUCCGAAUCUGCUUGGUGAAGGUAAGAAGUGUUUGUGUUCUGUCCAUAAAAUAUACUAUUUCAAUAUUUAAUUUAAUUACUAUAUUAUUAGAACUGCUUACAGCUGUUAAAUGUAAUGUGUUCCUUAAGAAAUGUGAUAGAUUUUAAAAGUUUGACUGCUGUGGAAUAUGUUGUUGUGGCUCUGAUAGCGUAGCUGCUAGCUUGAUGGAAUAUUUUUUCCACGACAAAAACCGGAACCACAAUUUGUUCACAUGUUAGCAAUUUGCUAACUGGCUUUCGUGAAAGCUGUUAGACUAUAAAAUCUCUGUUAACAUCCAGGUCAUCAGCUGAAAUAAGGCAAUGUUGUUUUACCUCAACCUAGAGCUAUUGUGACUUGCAGAAAUGGCCACAAAUAACCCGAAAUAGCAUAUUAAGCUAAUUCACUGACUCAGUUGCUUCGGAUACAGAUCCUCUCAGCUGCCGUCUUGUGCCGACAGUGAAAAACAGCAGAACUACAUAAUAUUAGCUUGGUAUGAUGUAAAUUAUAAUUUAGAGAACACAAAAUGCUUUAUGUGUACUACUGUGAUUGUAUGGACAAAAAGCGACCUUAAGAAAACCCGCAGCCGCAGAAACUGAGUCAGUGAAGUAGCUAACUAUGCUAGCUCAAGUUAUUUGCGGUCAUUUCUUCAAGUUGCCAUCCCUCCCCGAAUAACUGUGGUGUGUGAUAAAACAGUAUUGCCACAUAUUGCUACGUUUAAGCUGUGAAAGGUCCCACACAUUUUGUAGUGUAACACUCUGAAGAAAGCCAGUUAGCAAGUUGUUAACAUGUAAACACAUGUGCGCGGAAGUAACGCCUAUAAAUCACACAAAGCAUCAUGGGAGCUAGAAAUUUGCUGGAAAGAAAAUGUUUUAGACCCACAGGAAGCUAAUUAAGUGCUGCAGUGUUUUUAAGUCUCGUAAUUUUGUUCGUAUCUUCAGAUAUGACAUCUCUGUUUUUUUAAGUAUAUUUUUAACCAAGUUGUAAAGUGUACUUAUGUUUGCACCAGUUGUGAAAAAUAUAUUGGCCUUGUUUAGAAACCUUAGAACAGUUUUAACUUUAUUCUUGUAUUUCAGAAAAAAAAUAUUAACCUAUUUUGAAAAUGUAUAUAUAUUUUUACGGUCCUUUUUUAAUUGAAAUGUAUUUUGCUUGUAUUUACAGCUUCUCUCUUCUGCGAGACUUUGUGAUUUGGACGUUUUCCACUGCUGCCUGCUACGCAUCUCACCUCUGCAUCAUCACACCAUCUUAUUAAUUCACUUAUACUGAUACCUGUUGAUCCUACAGAGAUAUAUUUUAUUUAGAUAUUAAGAAAAGCACAUAGUAACAUUGAGUUAAAAGCAUUCACAAACACAUUUAAUAUUGUUUGAAUAACCAACUCCCCCCCCCCCCCAGGUUUCUUCUUUUUUUUCAUUCUGCUGUUACAGAAUGCCACGUAGAGGACGACGCUCUGAGGCAGCUAAGGUGAGAUGGAGGAAGCUGGAGAUUGUGCCGGUCGACGCAAAGGCUGGGACACCAUCACUCACAACCAGCGCUUGGAACCCGACUCGGUCUCCGCCAAAGAAGAUCUCCCCACUGCUGGAGGGUGGCCUGCCCGACCAGAUGUUGCCUCCAGUGGUGCGUCAGGAGGAGCCCCGUGUGCCACCGACCUCUCCUGGGUCACGCCGUGGGACGGGGCGACGCCAUCGGGUGGAGACGUGGCCAGCCUCCCGGGUGACCAGACGGAGCUGCAAGUUGGUUCUGCCUACUGCCGGGGCUCUGGAGAAGAAGUUUGCUCUUUUGGUUGGUGAUUCCCAUCUGCGUGCUAUUGUGGAUGGGUAUUCUACCAUGCCAAAGGGCGACUUCUCCUUAGGGGUGCUUGCAUCCCCCGGUGCCUCUGCGGAAGAGUUGCAGCUUGAGGUGCUGGAUGCAGUUCUGCCUCGGCCCCCCGAGGUGAUCUGUCUUCUGGCCCCAAGUAACAACUUAACCGCCAGCAGGACCUUCAUGGAGGCCGGAGCGGCGUUUGACGCUUUGUUGAGUACCGUCUGCAACCUCUCUGCUAAUGUGGUCGUUGUGGACUUUCCACCGCGCCUUUGCGUGGAGGACAGUGUGCAACAGCUGCUGCGGCAGGAGUUUCAACGUGUGGCUGCUCUGAGAACUGUUCAGUACUUGCCUGUCACUGAACACUUCCCGUUGAGCAACCUGGCCUUGUGGAGCAGGGAUGGCGUUCACCUGAGCGACCAUCCUGGGAUGGAGGUCCUUGCUCAGUUGCUUGAGGCGGCGGUCUGCUCGCAACUUGAGUUAAGUGCACCGAAAUCUCCUGCUCCUGUGAUGUUGGCUCCUCCCCCCCUUGGGACGGCUUCCCCCCCCCCGGUGAGACGUCCCCUGCCCCAGCUGGUUGUGGUUAGCGAGGUGGCUGCUCCGCGUCGUUCAGAGUCCUCCGCCUGGACUGUGGUUGGUGGUGGUCGGAAGGGAGACCUGCUGGACUCUUCCAUCCCCCUGAAUCCUGUGUGCUUCAGCCCAGCGUUGCUGGAGGAGAUGGAUCGGAUCGUUCCUGCGUCUGGCCUUGAAACUACGCUACCUACAUGUUCUCCGAAGGGGAAAAAGAAGGCGAGUUCGAGGCGUCAUGCAAUUUCCGAUCCCUCCCAGCUGAAUCCAGUGGAGCAGCAGAUGGAGGGAGCGCCGAGAGAGACCAACAGCAAAGCUCGUCGCCAGGCACAGGGUUCGGUUCCCCUGAUGGACAUCCAGGCCAAGUCCUCUUCCGUGGCACAGGAGGACCAUUUUCAGGAUGGGAGCUGCAAGGCUUCUGCGCUGGAACCCAGGAUCAGCGGUCCACCUGUCCUGUUGGUAAGUGCUACACAUUCCCAGGCCGACAAGAGGUAUGCUGCAUUUUCCCGUAAUCACCAGUGCACAUGCAUGGCACUCACAUUUUUAGCUUACCACAAUGAGGGGUUGCAGUUUGAUGCUGUGAUGCUUGAUAGAGUGAUUGAAAAAGGAGACCAACUUUAUUCCGGCGUUAAACAGCAACUGAUCAGUGAUGGAACAUUUCGUGACAAUCACUUGACGUUUGAACAGAUGCCUGACCAUGUACUGACAGAUAGGAACAUCUAUGCAGUACACACAACUGGUUUACAGGUAGGUCAUGUUUUUGCUCGUAGCAGGAGCCCUGAAGGAUCUAGACGAUUGGGUUUGCAUCUUGCCCUGCAACUGGAAUGUCUGUCGGAAAAUGUCACCCAUGCUUUCCUUUUGGUGACUCCAGAGUGCAUUGCAGUUUUCAGGGACAGAAGCGGUCGGUUUGGAGUUUUUGAUUCCCACUCAAGAAAUUCAGCAGGCCUGCCCCACCCCAGUGGAACUGCAGUAAUGAUGACUUUCUGCAACCUGUCUGACAUGGUCAGCCAUCUACUGAAGCUCUUUCGAAAUCGCGGCCCCAAUGCCACCUAUGAGUUUGUGCCAGUAGGUUUUGAAAGGGAAAAUGAAGAUCAUCCUCAGAAGUCGACUUUUCAGAACAUUUCACCUGUAGCCACACAGGUAAGUCCAACUGCUUUGAAAUCAGAGAGUCCGUCUGAUGACGAAAUGCCUCCUUGGCUUAGGGAAGUUGCAAACGUAUUAGAGGAGAGACCUCCAACUGUUACAAAUUUGUCAAAAGUGCCAAAAGCUAAUAGAAGAAAAAUUAAAAACAGGAUCAAAACACAACAGAGACAGAAUGUAGGACGUAAAAUGAAACAAAGUUCAUCUGAAAAAGAAAGAUAUCUGACAUCUCCAACAUUUAGGACCAAAAAGCUGCAGGCCUUAAAAGAACAAUACAUUCUUCAUCAAGUACAGAGGAAGGAUCAGUUAAAUAAUAGAUAUAGGACAGAUGCAUCUUUCCGAAAGAGACGAAUAAAUUACAUUAAGGACAGAUUCAAUUUUGUACGUAGCUUCAGAGACAGUCAUAAAGCGCAGAUGGCCGAGUAUAUGAGGAAACGAUUCAGAGAUGAUCCGGUCUUUACAAGCAGAAAAAAAUCAUACAUCAGGAAUCGAUACAGAGACGAUCCGGUCUUUAGAAGCAAACAAAAAUCAUACAUCAGGAAUCGAUACAGAGACGAUCCGCUCUUUAGAAGCAGACAAAAAUCAUACAUCAGGAAUCAAUUCAGAAACGAUCCAGUUUUCAGAAGCAAACAGAAAAAAACAAUGCGUGAAUCUAUGAAGGAGAAGUAUCAUAGUGAGCCUGGUUAUCGAGUAAAACAUAAUGAAAAAUGUGUUGCCAACAGAAGAGGCAGACUAUCUAGACAAGCACUUUCCAAAAAUUUAACACUGCAGCAUGCUUCGCGAAUCAGAAGGAAAUACAAAAGAAAUGUAGGCUUCCACCUUCAAACUCCACACCCUCUGAUGACUGACGAAAUGAAAGCUGCAAUACAAAACUUUUAUAAGAACAUUCAAAACGGACCCACAUAUGUUUGCACCGUGUGUCACAGAGCUCUUUUCCCCAGUCAAGUGAAGCAGUGUAAACGAGAUAAGUAUAACAAGAAUAUGCGUGUAGUAGCUGAUUGUCUAACAGGUACAUAUGUUCAUGUGUGUGGAUCUGCAUGCUCAACCCCAUGUUCUGUACCUCAAGAGAGGAUGGGGGAGUGGAUCUGCUACACGUGUGACAGCAGUCUAACCAGAGGAAAGAUGCCAUCGAUUGCUGCUGCCAAUAACCUUCACCUAGCUUCCGUUCCCAUAGAGCUUGCGGAAUUGAAUGUAAUUGAACGGCAAUUAAUUGCAAAAAUUCUACCUUUUGCAAAAAUUGUUUCCUUGCCCAAGGGACAGCAAAGGGCAAUACAUGGAGCAGUUGUCUGUGUUCCUUCUGACAUGGAAACAGUUGUAAACAGUCUUCCGAGGCCCCGUGAGGAAGCCCAGCUUUUACAGGUGAAGCUGAAGAGAAAAACCAAGUACAAAGGUUACCAAUACUUUUACACGGUCAACAUGAAAAAUGUCUUAGCUGCACUGAGAAAGCUUAAAGAGAGUCAUCCAGAUUACACAGACAUAAGUAUAAAUGAAAGUGCCACAUUUGAGGGUUUCCAAGAGGAUCAGCCAGUUGAGGACUCAGAAGCAGAGGAGGCUGCAAUGGAUGCAGCCGCAGACCACCAACCUGACCACAUAGGGGCAGAGCAUCAGGCACUUCGACCUGGUCUGAUCUUGGACACCUGCAUGCAGCCUCCUGACAUAGCACAGGAAGUAUUGUCAUAUGGAGAAGGGAUUUUCAGCAUUGCGCCGGCUCAGGGAAAUAAACCCAUCUCCUUCUUCAGUGUUCCAAGACUUGAAGCAAAUGCUUAUCCCAUACAUUUCCCAACUGGAAUAAACACAUUAGAUGAAGCCCGCCGUGUUGCACUUUCACCGAGUAUGUAUUUCAAUGUACGGCUUUUCUCAAUAGAUACUCGGUUUGCCAAAGACCACAGUUACCUUUUCUUUGCUCAGUUUGUUACGGAAACUCAUAUUGCCAAUAAUAGUAUGUCCAUUCAGAGAAGAAAAGGGAAACCAAGCACCAAAGAUGGGAAAAAUAUUUCCAGCAAAAUGCUGCAGGAUAAAGAGGAGUUGGAAAAACUGAUCCAGAAUAAAGAGGCUACCCGCUUCAUGCAACCCUUAAGAGGAACUCCAGCUUAUUGGGAGAAAGGAUUACGUGAUUUGCACGCCAUGGUGAGGCAACUUGGAAAGCCCACUUUCUUUUGCACAUUCUCUGCUGCUGAAAUGAGAUGGCCAGAAGUCAUUGAGGCCGUCAAAAGUCAACAUGGCGAGCAGGUACAUUUUUCUGAGCUUGACUGGAAUGCAAAGUGUGACAUUCUUAGAAGCAACCCUGUCACCGUCAUGCGCAUGUUUGAAAAGAGAGUGGAUGCACUGUUUAGAGACCUCAUUCUUUCCCCUGCACAGCCCAUUGGACCAGUUGAAGAUUACUUUUAUCGUGUGGAAUUUCAGGCAAGGGGUUCACCACACAUACAUGCCGUGAUAUGGAUUAAGGAUGCACCUGAAAUGGAAGACCCCUCAUGUUGCGGUGAAGUCAUAAAGUUCAUCGAUCGUUACAUAUCCUGUCAGUUGCCUGAUGAAACCAGAGAUCCAGAGCUUCACAAAAUAGUCACAGACGUUCAAAUGCACAGCAAAAAGCACUCAAAAUCAUGCAAAAAAGGUAAUGUUGAAUGCAGAUUUGGAUUCCCCAAACUACCAAUGGAGCACACCAGAAUAACCGUCCCUGUAAUUGACUUUGAUCACGAAAAUGACGACGAAAAAGCAACGCAAGUUAAGCAAAAAGGUAGGAGAAAGUCCAAAAAAUCGAGAUCACCAUUUGUCUCAAACCUACAAAGAGAGGCUAAGAAGACACUGAAACCAAUUAGGGAUUUACUGAAGGAUGAAAAAUCAUCGUUCAGGGAUUUGGCAGAGUUACUCCAGGCUUGUAAUAUGACCAAAGUAGAGUACAAUGGCCAUGUUGAUGCUCUCACUUCUGGAAUGGUGGUAAUCAUGAAACGGGAUCCUAAAGAUAGCUGGGUCAAUGGCUAUAACCCCGAUCUCCUUCGUGCAUGGAAUGCUAACAUGGACAUUCAGUAUGUGCUUGAUGAAUACAGCUGCAUUGAGUACAUGAUGUCCUACAUAGCCAAGCCAGAGCAUGAAAUGGCGCAGUACCUCAAGUCUGUUGUAGAUGAUUUAAAGAGAGCGAAUGUUAGCGAACGCGAUGAGAUGAAAAAGAUCAUGCAGGCUUAUUCAAAACAGAGAGAGGUUAGUGCUCAAGAAUCCGUUGCACGCACUUGUAGCCUACCUCUCAAAAAGUCCUCUCGUAGUGUCCUUUUUCUUCAAACAGAUGAAGACGGUGUAAAAAUGAGCCUUCCGAUGAGUCAACUCGUAAACAUGUCCCCAGAUGAAGAGAAUGUGUGGAUGACAGGAUUGCCGGAAAAAUAUCUCAACAGGCCAGUAACAUUAGAAUUCGAACACAUGUGCCUUGCAGAAUUUGCGUCAGAAUAUCGAGUUCUAUAUGGUAGGCAAAUUAAAGGGUCAAAUGCAAUUCCCCUCCUUAAUGAUGCAGGAUACAUCCAGAAAAGAACUAUGGGCAAACCUGCAGUUAUUAGAUUUACUCGUUUUUCAGAGAAAAAAAACCCCGAAAAGUUUUACAGACGGCUUCUGAAGUUGUAUUUUCCUCACAGAAGAGAUGACGACCUUAAAAAUGAGGAACACACAACCUACGAAGCCUUUUACAACAACGGUUUACGUGGUAGAUAUCAGGUUAAACAGUAUGUGGAUUUCAAUUGCAAAAGGUAUGAAGGGCAAGGUAAGAAAAUUGAUAAGAUUAUGGAAAAUCUGACAAAGGAAGGACCGGUUCGUAAUGCGUGGAACACUUUUGCACCCGAGGUUGAGGUAGACCGUUUAGAAUGCGCUGCUGAGCGACCACCAUUGCAAGAAGAUGAAGAGCAAGACCCUAUUCCAGAUUAUGAAAUUGAUGUCAACACUGUAGACAUGCCAAAAAUUGAAGCUCCUAAAUUGAGCUCUGAUUUCAUCAGAAAAAUGUACAGGAGUUUAAAUGAGAGUCAAGCGUCCGUGUUUUACGCCAUUCGCGAUUGGUGUCUGAACCGCGUCUGGGGUGACAACCCAGAACCGUUCUUUUAUUUCUUGACGGGAGGAGCCGGCUGUGGUAAAUCUCAUGUCAUCAAAUGUGUUUACCAGGAGGCAACCAAGCUCUUGCGCCAGCUUCCGAGACUUCUUGAUAUUGGUGACAUGUCCAAGCCCACUGUGCUCCUCACAGCUUUUACUGGUACUGCAGCGUACAACAUAUCAGGGAAGACUUUACAUUCCAUCUUGAAACUACCCAAAAGUUUAAAACCACCAUACAAGGGACUUGGAAAUUCAUUGGAUGAAGUGAGGGCAGUUCUUUCUAAUGUAGAAAUCUUAAUCGUCGAUGAAAUCUCCAUGGUCUCCAAAGACCUACUUGCAUAUGUUGACUGGAGAUUUCAACAAAUCAAGGGGAACAACAGAUUCAUGGGUGGGGUCUCUGUUUUGGCUGUGGGGGACUUCUUCCAACUUCCUCCUGUUGGACGAUCAAAACCGCUUUGUGUUGCCGAGGAUGGCGUGCUUGAUAUCUGGAAUGAGAAUUUCCAGAUGAUCAGCCUGACAGAAAUCAUGCGGCAGAAAGAUGACCGAGCGUUUGCAGAGCUCUUGAACCGGAUUCGAGUUAAAGGUAAAGCCUAUUCGCUUGGUGAGGAUGACAAGGCUCUUUUGAUCCAAGCUGUUACUGACCCCAAAGAGUGUCCAAUGGAUGUUCUGCACAUUUUUGCAACAAACAAACAGGUGGACACCCAUAAUGCAACAGUUGUGGCCUCUUUAGGUGUAGUAACAGUUGAUAUCGAGGCAGAGGACUACAAAAGGAUUACAAAGACAGGAAACAUGAUUAAUCUGGGCUGUUGCAUAGCGGGCAACAAACGAGACUUGUCUAACAACAUACAGGUUGGUUUGGGUUUUAGGGUAAUGAUUAUAAGAAACUUGGAUGUAGAGGAUGGUCUCGUUAAUGGAACAUUUGGCACCAUUGCAGAUAUUGUCACCAGUACGAAAGAUGGAAAGAGUAGUGUAAAGUUAAUUGGACUCAAACUGGACAAUGCCCUCGCUGGCCACACAAAAAAGAUUCAGGGUAAACCAGAUGGCUUUGUUUACAUUGAGAGAUUUGAGGAACAGAGUAGCGUAAAGGGAGUGGUACGACGGCAAUUUCCAAUCAGGUUAGCCUUUGGGUGUACGGCACACAAGGUCCAAGGUAUGACCAUGAAGUCUGCGGUCAUUUCUUUGAAGCGUAUUUUUGAACCUGGAAUGGCAUAUGUGGCCCUCAGUCGCACAACUUCCCUGGAAGGACUUAAAAUCAUUGAUUUCGAUGAAAGUAAAAUCUACGCUGACGAAAAUAUCAGAGCAGCUAUGGAAUCAAUGAGACCAGCAUCGUUUUUGCACACCAGACCACUCUUGCAUUUUAAGUCUGGUGAUAAAGGUGAAACAUUAACAAUUGUCCACCACAAUGUCGAAGGUCUUGUCUGUCACUCUGAGGACAUGAAACAACAUCAUGAACUUAUGCUGGCAGAUGUCUUAUGCCUAACAGAGACUCAUUUAUUUGGAUCUUCUGUUCCUGCUUCUUGCCAAAUGGAGGGCUAUUCUUUCUUUUCACGGAACAGACAUGUCUCCUACUCAAAUAGAGUCGACAUUGCUAAAAAAGAGGGUGGGGGAGUAGCGACCUACUGCCGGAGUCUUCUCCAACCGCAGGAACGUAGAUUCUUCAACCAGGUUACAGACCUUGAAUUCAACGUUGUCAAAGUGGACACCCCAAUCAGAGCCCUCAUUGCGACAGUUUACAGGCCACCAAGUUAUGAUCUUGGAACAUUUUUAAGAAAUCUGCAGAACCUCUUGGAUGGCCUGAAUUCAAUGGAUAUUCGGCCCGUUGUCAUAUUGGGAGACUUCAAUGAGGACCUUAUUGCUCCUGGGAAAAAAUCCAUUAAUGAGUUGUUUAGAGCGAAAGGCUUUAUGCAACUCAUCUCUGCUCCAACCACAGAAAAACGUACUCUCCUUGAUCACAUUUACAUCUCCAAUCCAGAAUACUGUGUCCACUCAGGUGUCUUGCAGGCUUACUACAGCUACCACAAUCCUAUAUACUGUGUGUUAGCUUCAGUAUAAGCUGCAUCUAUAGUGGCUUCCAAAAAUAGUUAUGUUCCUUGAAAUCUUCCUCAUCAUAAGGGGUAUUUUUCUUGAUCUUUUCUAUUAAAUUCCGAUGAAAUAUAUUUGUGGUUGUAAUGUAACAAUAUGGAACAGUUCAAGGGGAAUGAUUACUUUGUAAGCACUGUACAUCUUAAUCCUGAUUUCAUGAAAGGAGAUUCUUUUUGGAGAAAAUGUAAAGAUCUUGCAUCAUUUUAUCUGACUGUGGUUUCUUUUGUACAUGCAGCAAUCAGAAAGCAGUGUGGGUUGUUUUUCUCUAUCAUUGUUGCAAAGGGUUUGAUAUAUAUUUAUUCAUUGUAAAGAUUUGUGAAUUAUGGUAUAGCUUGUGGAUUUUGUUGUAGGAAUAAAAAUAUUCUUGUAUAGUUUGCAAAUCUUUUCAAUACUUAUUUAGUUCCGUAGAAAGUAGGCUUCAUAACCAGGGUUUGUAUGUGCCCAUGAAACUUUGUUUGAGGUUUGGGAAUACGAAAGUGGCUGAUCUUGAAACACUUAUCGGUUCUCUGUCAGAGUAGUUGCUGGAAAUAUUGGACCAGGAAGCAGUAGAUUAAACAAUCAGUUACUACACGUAUAUUCUGUUCUAUUUUGAAAUAACAAUUAUUUCAAAUUGUUCUUCAAUCUGGCCCUGAGCAUUUUCCUUAUUUUUCUAAUGCAGUUAGAGUAACUGUUACCCUUCGAAUAAGUUAAUUUUUUGCAAAACUCUUUUUUUUAUUCUUCACAAUUUGCGUCAUUCAAUUAAAGCUCUCCUUGUUUCAUCUCUCCCCAAUCACACUGCACUUUUUACUGCUGCAGCACCCUAGUGGUUACUUCACUAGAAGGACAAAAGUUGAACUCACUUUUGUCUUGUUGGACUCCCUCCACAUACUUAGAAUUUGUCUUGUUUUGAUGGAAUUAACCUCUUUUCUCCCAGUUUUAGUCUGUUUUUCCAGGUUGUUUUUGCAGGUUGUUCCAAACAAACAAUCCUUGGAGGCUGCUAAGAAGAGAGAGGAAACGAGACCUGGAGGUUUGGCGCAUGAGAGUUAGCAAAUUGCAGGACAACCCUUGCCUAGCUCAUGGACUUGGUCCCACACCCAAUCUGAGGAGAAGAUGGAGUUCCUGUUUCUUUAGAUAGUCUGUGAUGUGUCACACCAGAUUGGAUGCCUAAGAAGAAGUUGGGAAAAAUCAAAAAACUUUGGAGAAGCCAUUCUUUUUUGUUGUUGUUCUUUAUAGUUGUAAAUAGUUUUUGAUGUAUGUAUAUAUUUAAGAUGGUUUCAUUUAUUGUAUAGAGACUGCAAUAUGUUACAUUAGAUUAAUUUCAAAUAUGUUUUCAUGUAUGUAUAUAGUUAUAAAGGUUUCACAUUUAUAACAAGUGGAUCAUCAUGGCAAAGCCAUAAUGUUUCACUUGUGACAGUAAAUCUGUCGGGCCUCACCUUGACACUCAGGCAACAACCCUGAGUGCCACACGGCCGGACAGGACACAUGUAAAAUAAAAAAGAUA
Molecule: messenger RNA, 11875 nt
Organism: Xiphophorus hellerii (green swordtail)
Lineage: Eukaryota; Metazoa; Chordata; Actinopteri; Cyprinodontiformes; Poeciliidae
Exons: 15
Coding region: 2173-10365 (2730 amino acids)
Biological process (GO): DNA repair; telomere maintenance
Molecular function (GO): DNA helicase activity
Source: RefSeq, a predicted model, not a curated record